AUGUUCGAGACACGACAUGCGGCAGACCGUUAUCACCUCCGUAUGCAUCGCGCACGCUCAGUAGUCCUCACAAACACGGAGCUCGUCGAGAUCCGCGCGGCCCAACGCACCUUCGAAGGCGCAUACAUUCGCACCUCACUAGGACAAUUCAGCUUCGCUCUGGUGGUUCUCAAGAUCUUCACAGCGGAAUUCUAUAGUAUUGGAGCUUUGUUUGCAAUCUACGGAGCGGGUGUUUUGGGGGUGAGCGCGUUUAGGAGGAUGCAGGGGAACAGACAGUUCUUUUCUGAAGUUGGUGAGGAUGGAUUGAGGAGGAAGAGGUUUAGGACAAGUGGGAACGUGGUGGUUGUUUUGACUGCGCUGAGCGUGUUGAGUUAUAUCAGUUUGCUGGUUCUGACUUUGAGAUUGUGA
Molecule: messenger RNA, 408 nt
Organism: Aureobasidium namibiae CBS 147.97
Lineage: Eukaryota; Fungi; Ascomycota; Dothideomycetes; Dothideales; Saccotheciaceae
Exons: 2
Coding region: 1-408 (135 amino acids)
Source: RefSeq, a predicted model, not a curated record